CUAAAAUGUAUAAUUGUUCUUUGUUGCAAUAUGGGAUAACAUUGUCUCAGACAAUAGGGAUAAUAUUCAGAUAUAUUCUAUUAUACAUUUUAAGUAUAGAAUCAAGGCACUCAUUCAAAUGGGUACCUGUGCUAUUUACAUUUGGCAAAGCUUGUGCUUUGGUUAUGUAGUUUGUAUAAGGUUAGAGUACCACUUCAAUUGCACAUGGAGGGGAAUUCAUUGUGCAAGAGCCAAUGCACUGUUGGAAUCUUACACUUUUGGAAUUUCACAUUUCGUACUGCACUGGAAAUUUGUUCUAUAGUAUACAGAAAGCGCCAGCAGAGGAAACACAUGAGAAGUUUUGGCUCGUCUAAUGUGACACAAGAAGCCUCCGAAACAGUCACAUUUGGUGUGUGGUUAUUUACCCCAUCACAAUGUGUGGGUGAAAGGUAUGGUAGUGUUGUAGAGGUUCACUACAGAGUCAAAAAGCAUAUCAAUUGUCACCACAACAAUUGCCAAAUAUCACACUCAGUGCAAAAAAAUAUAGAUUUAAUAGACAAUAUUUUUUAUUACAACAUCUAUAACACAUGAUCUAGUUCAUAUUUGCACAGGUCUAGUAUUACUACAUAAUUAUAAUUAUUACCCCAGCAUGUCUGUUGAUAACUGCCCCAUGUAAUACAUUUUUUCAUUCAGAAUUUACCGUUAUGAUACAGAAGCCUGGAGGCUGUUCUAGGCGUGAUGAUAUUUCAACUUGACGAGGGGAUAGCCUAAUAUUGGCUUUCAGUUCAGAAAAAAGUCUAAAUAACAAUGCACUUCAAUGAAGAAGCAUAAACUGUAUGCAGUCAUUUAACCUCAAACUGACGCCCACUGGUGGCAUUUUCUAAACAAUGCAUAAUAUUGUAUGCUACCCUCAUAAGGUACAUUUCAGUUUCAAAACUAUAAGUCCUACACAUGCUUAGUACUGUUAGAAAGGUAAGAACUGGGGGAUUCUGAUAAGGGAAACAAUGUGACUACUACAGAGCCUGAGCUACAACCCUUGAAAUGUACAGUUUUAGUUUUUUGUCGGGGGAAUUUUUGGUUGGGGAAUAAGAGAUUUCAAAUUCUAGGUUUGAAACAAAAAAUGUCACCAAUUACUGUUCCAAAAGGAUAAAACAAAGAUUCUGAUCUUUGACCUAAUGAUUGCGCUCUAAACAUGCACACAUUCUCAUAGGAACACAGACAUUUUAAAAGCACAGGGCUUGUGUAAUGUGCUUUCUUCAUACAGGAAUGAUAUACAUAUGAGGAAGCUGUAAUCUCUAUCUAUCUAUUGAUGUACAGUAAAUAUAACCCCUGUCUGAUUCCCAGUUAGUCCACUAGAUAGCAGUAGGUGAUCACAUGACGUCUCUUGGCCACUUGAAACCAUUUGGAUCUGGCUUGGUUAGUGAGUCACUGUGCCAAAAUGGCUAAAUGGAUUUUUAAACCUGACACCUUAAAACGAACUUAGCAACCAGGGCUUUCAAGUUAUGGAGUAGAACUAAUUCAAAUAUGACUCAGGCAGGUGAGGAAACUUCAAACGUAUUUUCCCAUUCACUUUUCCUAUUGUAAACGAUGAGCUAGAUCAACGGCACAUGUGGAGGACUCAUACAAGGCCAUGUGGACGGAGAAGGAAAUGCAUUGCUUUACAAUGACCACCAGGGUGUACCAUUUCCAUGCAUACUAAAUGUUUGCACUUUUGGUGACUUGACCUACAUUGCAUGCUCUAUGAAUAUGACCAUAGCACAUUAUUUAUGGUCUUUAUGGGGGGGAGGUAUGAUUUGAGUUGUGACAAGCUACAUCACAUUACACUUUAGCUUGAUGUAUUUAGCUAGUUACUGUAUCAUUCCCCUUUCAUCUGUGGUAUCAUACCUAGCCUGGCUCGCUAGCAUUAUAAAAUAAUGUUGUAUAACAAAAAGUAUCUACCAAACUCACAGGACCUGGUACCUUGUCCAAAACAAACACUCAGAAUUUAACAGGUUUUAAUUCAUUGGCACGAUAUUCUGCCAAAUCUGGUUUUAAAACGGGUUCAGAUCCCAGGUGACACUACAGACAGGAUCAUGCUACCUUUUUACAUGAAUCUAAAUGUCUGCCUGAUCAUAGGUUGUCUGUGUGAAAUCAUUGUUACCAUGGCAUGGAGUUCCAACAGCACCAAACUGGACAAUACCACCUUGUCCCUGUUCCAGAACGUGACAGCCAGUACAGCAAUCUCCAUUGUCUACAUUGUAGUCACCAUCAUCAACCUGGUAGGAAACAGCCUCUCCAUGUGGCUCCUCCUCUUCCAUACCUCUCCCAAAACUCCCUCCAUCAUCUUCAUGGUCAACCUGACCCUGACUGACCUGACCUUGGGCCUCGUCCUGCCCUUCCAGAUCAUGUAUCAGAUGCAGGGGUAUAAUUGGAGCCUAGGCCCGGCCAUGUGCAGGCUCUUGACCCUGGUGUUCUUUGCCAACAUGUACUGCUCAAUUCUAACUAUGACCGCCAUCAGUGUGGACCGCUACCUGGGCAUCUGCCGGCCCAUGCUCUUCUGUGAGACCAGGGAAAGGAAGUCAUUCGCUGUGAUUGUUUGCUUCGCCAUGUGGACAGUCGUCCUAUUGGUCCUGUACCCACUCACUAUAACCGACCUGACAUUCCACGUUCCAGAACUCAGGAUCACCACCUGCUUCGACGUUCUGAAGAGGGACAUGCUUCCAUCCAUGGUGGCCUGGGCUGCCUUCCUCCUUGCACUGUUUGUCAUCCUCUUCCUCAUCCCAUUCUGCAUCACUGUUUUCUGCUACAUCAGCAUCAUCCGCAAGCUGGCCCGAGACUCCAAGACCAAACAGAAGGAUAAGGCUAUAGGUCUCGCCGUCACCGUCCUAACGGUCUUCACGCUCUGCUUCACUCCCAACAACAUCCUCCUUCUGGCUCACACCAUCCGGAGGCUCUUCUAUGGGGAGUCCUUGUACAUGGCCUACAAGCUGACUCUCUCCCUCAGUUGCUUCAACAGCUGCCUGGACCCCUUCAUCUACUACUUUGCCUCUAGGGAGUUCCGGAAGAAGUUGAGGCAGAUGCUAAGGCUGAGAACACUGAGCAGUCUGGACACGGGGAAGACAGACCUGCACAGAGAGAGCCUGUUCUCCGCCCAGUAUGUGUCUGAGGGACAGGGUGGAGAGAACGGCAGAGUGUCUGUUAAACAACACUGUUAAAAAACAGAGAGAGGGCCUCCCGAGUGGCGCAGCGGUCCAAGGCACUGCAUCGCAGUGUUAGAGGCGUCAUUACAGACCCGGGUUCGAUCGCAGGCUGUGUCGCAGCCGGCUGUGACCGGGAGACCCAUGAAGCAGCGCACAAUUGGCCAAGCGUCGUCCAGCUUAGGGGAGGGUUUGGCCGGCCGGGAUGUCUUUGUCCAUUACACUCUAGCGACUCCUUGUGGCAGGCCACGCGCAUGCACGUUCCUCCGACAGAUUGGUGCAGCUGGCUUCCGGGUUAAGCGAGCAGUGUGUCAAGAAACAGUGUGGCUUUGCAGGGUCGUGUUUCGGAGGACGAAUGGGUCUUGACCUUCGCCUUUCCCAAGUCCGCAUGGGAGUUGCAGCGAUGGGACAAGACUGUAACUACAAAUUGAGGAGAAAAGGGGCUAAAAAUUACAACAACAAAAACUGAAAGAGAUGUCAUUUUAUAGUAUCCCCUGUUCAGAUAAGUUUAAAUCCCGAAAUUCUAUUCAUUCAUGAAAUAAAUAUUAAUUUAACAUUCUCA
Messenger RNA from Salmo salar (Atlantic salmon), 3717 nucleotides. Its product is annotated as P2Y purinoceptor 8. Gene Ontology annotation, cellular component: plasma membrane. Gene Ontology annotation, molecular function: G protein-coupled receptor activity. Gene Ontology annotation, biological process: positive regulation of Rho protein signal transduction; phospholipase C-activating G protein-coupled receptor signaling pathway. NCBI's taxonomy places the organism in Eukaryota, Metazoa, Chordata, Actinopteri, Salmoniformes, Salmonidae. The record is from RefSeq and is a predicted model, not a curated record.